This is a messenger RNA of Sinocyclocheilus anshuiensis, 2461 nucleotides long. RefSeq names its product cytochrome P450 1B1-like. The record is from RefSeq and is a predicted model, not a curated record. Bases 250 to 1842 code for a protein of 530 amino acids. NCBI's taxonomy places the organism in Eukaryota, Metazoa, Chordata, Actinopteri, Cypriniformes, Cyprinidae. Gene Ontology annotation, biological process: progesterone metabolic process; hormone biosynthetic process. Gene Ontology annotation, molecular function: iron ion binding; oxidoreductase activity, acting on paired donors, with incorporation or reduction of molecular oxygen, reduced flavin or flavoprotein as one donor, and incorporation of one atom of oxygen; heme binding. The transcript has 2 exons.
CAGAGAGAGAGAGAGAGAGAGAAGUGUGUAAAGGAGGAGACUCUCAGUAGUGUUAUUUAGUCGUGGAUACAUUCUUGGAUGAAUGCACCUUAGACCGACCAUCACUUAUGCUCUGAUUUCAUAUGAAUCAGUCAGACACGCCGCGAGCGCUGGAAACUUCAACCCUGAGAUCUGAUGCUCAACAGGUUAAUUGAGUUUGAUCACUUCAAGAGUUGAUCUGCACUGAUUGUGAGGCUUGCAGAUACAUCGAUGAUGGAUUUCCUGGCGGUUCUGGGCGAUUUCAUUCAGCUGUUCGCGCGGAGUGUUUUACUGUCGCUGCUGGUGUGUUUAACGCUCAUGCUCUGGCGUCGUUCCGGUCGGCGGCAGCUACCGGGUCCGUUCUCUUGGCCGGUCAUCGGUAACGCCGCUCAGCUCGGUACCUCACCUCACUUUUACUUCACCCGGAUGGCUCAGAAAUACGGCGACGUGUUUCAGAUCAAGCUGGGCAACCGAAACGUGGUGGUUCUGAACGGAGACGCAAUUAAAGAGGCGCUAAUUAAAAAAGCUGUCGAUUUCGCCGGCAGACCCGAUUUCGCUUCGUUCCGGGUCGUGUCCAAUGGGAAAAGCAUGGCGUUCGGUAACUACAGCCAGUGGUGGAAACUGCAUCGGAAGAUCGCGCACAGCACCGUGAGAAACUUCUCCACAGCCAACAUCCACACCAAGCAGACGUUUGAGAAGCACAUCGUGUGCGAGAUCGGAGAGCUCAUCCGCUUGUUUCUGAAUAAAACCCGCGAGCAGCAGUACUUCGAGCCUCACCGGUAUUUGGUGGUGUCGGUGGCGAACACAAUGAGCGCCGUUUGCUUCGGGAACCGGUAUUCGUAUGAUGAUGAGGAAUUCCAGCAGGUGGUGGGCAGAAAUGAUCAAUUCACUAAGACAGUCGGAGCUGGAAGCAUCGUGGAUGUGAUGCCUUGGCUGCAGUACUUCCCAAACCCAAUCAAAACGCUCUUUGACCAGUUUAACGCGCUCAACAAGGAGUUUAACGAGUUCAUUUAUUCCAAAGUGGCGGAGCACCGCAAGACUCUUUUACUGAGCCUCGUCCGUGACAUGACUGACGCGUUCAUCGUUGCUCUGGAUAAAGGGCUGUCAGGGGCACCGGGGGUCUUUCUGGAUAAAGAAUACGUGCCACCGACCAUCGCGGACAUUUUUGGGGCCAGUCAAGACACUCUAUCUACGGCUCUACAGUGGAUCAUUCUGUUACUAGUCAGGUAUCCAGAAGUCCAGAAACGUCUUCAGGAGGACGUCGACAAAGUAGCGGAUCGCAAUCGUCUUCCAACCAUCGCAGACCAGCCUCAUCUUCCAUACGUCAUGGCUUUCAUCUACGAAGUCAUGCGAUUCACCUCGUUCGUCCCUGUAACGAUUCCCCACAGCACGACCACGGACACGUCCAUCAACGGUUAUCCCAUCCCUAAAGAUACCAUCAUUUUUGUCAACCAGUGGUCUUUGAACCACGACCCGACCAAAUGGGACCAACCAGAGGUAUUCAACCCACAGCGCUUCCUGGAUGAGGAUGGAGCUCUCAAUAAAGACUUAACCACCAACGUGCUGAUCUUCUCCGUGGGGAAGCGUAGAUGCAUUGGAGAAGACCUUUCCAAGAUCCAGCUUUUCCUCUUCACCUCCUUGCUGGUCCAUCAGUGUAGUUUUAUAGCAGAAGCUACUCCCAGCAUGGACUAUCUGUAUGGGCUCACGCUUAAACCCAGAUCCUUUAAAGUGUCUGUCACACUCCGUGACACCACAGAACUGCUUGAGAGUUUGGUAGGAACGUCUCAGAUUUCUACACAAAAGAGACAGAGACCUCAAGUUUGAAGGGAAAUCAAAGCAUGCAACUUAAAUACUUUGCCAAAUGAAGGUGGCUAAGAAAACAAACACUGAAGAAUCUCUCAUAUCUGCAUUAUAGCAAUACAUUUAUAGACGUAAAACUCAGGCAAAAACUUUUUUUGUUGGCUCAGAAUGAGCUACGGCAAUAAAAACACACCCAUUCAUUACUGUAACUACAUGAUGCACUGAUUUAUGGUAUAUUAUGCAAGAGUAGCAAAGCAGAAGCUACACAAAAGGACACAGCAUGGUUUAUUCAGACAAAUACUAGUUGGUUUCUAAGAGUACUGAGACAUCUACAUGCAUAGCAUUAUUCAGUCGAGAAGUUUGUGUUACUAAUUCUACUUCUUCUAGCUAGCAGAUAUACAUUUAGACUCAGUUAUAGAUGAUUUGCCCUCAUCAUGCUUCAAUCUUUUAAUGCCAACAUUUUUUAUUAAGUGGUUUAAAGUCAACGUGAAACACUGUUCACAACCCAUUUUACUUCCAUGACAUAUUUCCGAAUGAAACAAGAUAUUCGAUGAGAAAAAACUGUGGUGCAGUAAUUGAUUUUAUCUAUUUGAAACUGACUGGAUCAUGAAAAAUCAUUAAGUCAUUACAUUUUGAUCAAAGA